Messenger RNA from Sorghum bicolor (sorghum), 603 nucleotides. RefSeq lists its product as uncharacterized. Lineage: Eukaryota; Viridiplantae; Streptophyta; Magnoliopsida; Poales; Poaceae. The transcript has a single exon. Bases 162 to 392 code for a protein of 76 amino acids. The record is from RefSeq and is a predicted model, not a curated record.
ACACCAAACACAUCCGCCGCAAACUCCCAGAUCCUCCCCUCGAGCGCCGCAGCGAGCCCGAGCCCGAGAAGCCGACGAGAAGGAAGGGAGAGGGGAAGCCGACCGCCGCCGAGUCCCACUUCUCCAGCCCGAGAGAUCCUUCUUCUCGUUCGUCUGUCUCCAUGGCUGCCUCGACCAAGACCGUCGCCGUGCUCCUCGCCGUGGUGCUCCUCGCGCUGGUCGCGUCCGCGGCGGCCAGCAGGAAGCUGGAGGAGGACGCGCUCCUGGGAAGCCUGGCUCUGGCCCCGGCCCCCGCGCCGGCCGUGGGCGGUGCCGCGGGGCUCGCUGGCGCCAUACCGGGGACGUGGGCCGUCGCAGCCCUGGUGUCUCUCAUCGCCUUCCUCGCCAACUGAGGGGGCUCUGCGGCGAGGGAUGGAGGGAAGAAUCCUGCGAUCUGGAUUGCUGGGAGAGGGGGAAUAUUUAUGUUCGUUCUGUUUGUUCUACUAGGCUAUUGGUUCCAGUGCUGCUGACCUCUCUUUUGCCUGUAUAAGAGAGGAUUAUGCUUUUUUUUAAUAAUAUACCAUUUAUUUGUUAUUCUUUUAUAAUAUCUAUUCUUUGUGUUGA